Molecule: messenger RNA, 2565 nt
Organism: Scophthalmus maximus (turbot)
Lineage: Eukaryota; Metazoa; Chordata; Actinopteri; Pleuronectiformes; Scophthalmidae
Product: RING finger protein 222
Exons: 1
Coding region: 238-864 (208 amino acids)
Source: RefSeq, a predicted model, not a curated record
CGAACCAGCUUGGCCACUUGAACUGCCAAAAAAAUGUUUUUCAGGGGACCCAGUCAGUCGAGUCAGUGCAGCCACAGGUGGCAGACCCUGUUCUACCAGGCGCUGCUCUCGCCCCCACCCACGGCCGCAGGUGAGGAGAGUCAUGCGCUGAGGGAAACGUAACAAGGAGCUGAACUUGAAUCGAUCAAGUCUUAUUCUGGACUUGAUAAUAUCAAGUCGGUCCUUUUUUUUCCUUCUAUGGCAUUGUACAAGGAGGACAGCCAGGAGGACGCACGGGAGUGUCCAGUGUGCUACGAGUGUCUGUCGGGCACCGAAAGGACCCUAAGCUGCGGACAUGUAUUCUGCCACGACUGUCUGGUCAAAACGCUGGUGGGCAUCAACAGCGAUGGGAACAUCCGAGAGACAAUCGUCUGCCCCGUCUGCCGACACCUCACGUUCAUCAGGAAACACAAGGAAGCGCUGGUGUCCCUCGCGGCCGACAAGGAUCCGCACGGAGGGCAGACGCUGGAGGUGCCUCUCCAUGUGCCACCUGGACAGCUCCAGAGCGCACGGCGCGCGUCCAGCGACACUUUGCCCAGGGGAGUGGACUGGAUCGCCCAAUGCCUCAGGGGCAUCUCCGAGCGAGUCCGUCGACAGAGGCUGAUCAGCCCCGGCCACAAUGCGUCUCAGAUCUUUAUCAUAAGCACCGAGGGGCGACCCAUGGCAGAGGAGGAUGCGCUCAGCGUUGUGAUGACCGCGGUUCGUCCUCAGCGAAGGCGGAGGCGCAGGAUUUGCACAACUGCACGAUGCCUGCUCGUUCUGCUCUCAGCUUUUACUAUACUCGCACUGGUGGCUGCGACCUUGCCCUGGAUUCUGUUGGCAUAGCCCCUUGACAGAUGACUUGGAUUAACGAGUGCCAAUAUAGGAACUGAUGAACUGACAUUUAUGAAGGAAUUCUCUGUUGAAUUUCCACAACAUUCAACAUUAUCCACGAGCUAUGCAAUGACGUGUGUGGCAAAGUUCAUUUGUCUUUACUGAUCAAAAUAUUAUGAACAUUUUAAUGUGAUAUCAAUUAGAUCAUUUGGUUUUUAAGAUAUGGUCAUGGCGUUGUCAUUUCCCUCACUGAUUUUCAGGAAAAUCCAGAGAGUUUAUGGACAUGCUCACCUCUUUUAUGUGCAUGACAUAGAACAGUAUAAACUAAAGUGACGAGGAGCAGAGGAGAAGCCUUGACAACUGCCUUUUGUUUUGCAUUCCUGUCUGCAACAAGUUCUACUUGUUUCAUGUGUAGCAAACACAGCAGUGAUCUCCAGCAACUUCAAAACAAAUCCAAAAGUUGGUGAAAGAACAUUUUUGAGGUCUACUUUAAACAGUGCAGUGAAACAAUUUGACAUUUGCGGUCAACUCAUUUCAAUUCAUGGUUGACGACGCUGUCAGCAUUGCUUCGUGUUUGCAAUAUUUAAUCCAAAGAAACAAGGAAGGGGUUACAGUUUGAUAUCAAGAUACAAGCUUGGUCUUAUGAGGAAGCAAAAUGUGGUAAUAAAGACGAUAUGUCAGGGUGUCCUGCAAACCUUCUCUCCUUCUUAUAGCACAAAGAGAAAACAUUCUCUCGCAUUUCUAAAUUUAACUAUACAUUCUUAAACAUGCUUAUCGGAUGGCAACGUGUUUAAUAGGCAGAUAACUGGAUGAAGUUAGUGGUUGUAUGUCCCUCAGUGACAUUCUUUACAGCGUGUAGGCAAAGCUUUCCUUGCAGUGUUUACAAAGACGCUGUAAACGGAGUCAGCUUUAAAACUCUCUGAAAGAAAUAAUUGAUGCUCCCAUGGCAGUCUGAAGGAGAUAGACCAACAAAUGAGCUGAGCCUGGUUGAUUGUUGUAAGGAGAUACGCUGCUGGACAGUAUAGCAUUAGAUUACCACCGACUAUUUAAGAAAAGUCAGCAGAGAUGGGUUUAUUGGGUUUAUUUUGAUGAAAAGAAAAAAAAAACACAUCAAUUGCAAAUGGUAUUUGUUUUCUUAGUUAAUGUUAAUUGCUCUUGACUUGAGCAGAGAGUUAAAACAUUAUUUCAACAUACAAAGUUGAUAGUCUGGGUCGGAGGGGUCACCACAAACAGACUAAUUCUCCGAAUCAGCCUCACCACCAUCCUGUCAAACCUGGACACUCCUUGUGGCAAACCCACGGCCAUCCUGCUGGGCCAGUCCUGCAGGUAACACAUGCCCUGCCUGGUUUUUGAUGAGUCAGACCUUUUCAUCAUAGUCCUGUUUGUGGCUCGGAUGCCAGUGCAUUGGACCCAAAUUAAAAGAAGAGGUAACAUCUAUAAAUCAGUGAACCAGCUAUUGCUCCACAAGUGUGCUCAUGCUAUUGCCUAUCCUAAACUUUAGGCAGUGGUGGAAGAAGUGCUCAUAGAUCCCUUCAAUAAAAAAGCAUAAAUACUUACAUUGCAUGUAAUGUAUGAGUAUAAAGAGUAUUUUGCUCAGCUGUAAGUAACUUUGAAAAAGUGUGUCAACCAAAUGAUUUAAUUUAAUUUUUUUUAGAUUCUUUUGCUGCCACAAAAUAAAUCCGCGAGGCUGUAAAAUAAAUAAAUACAUUUCUG